Mangifera indica (mango) is the source of this 2872-nucleotide messenger RNA. RefSeq lists its product as uncharacterized. The transcript has 5 exons. Gene Ontology annotation, molecular function: protein binding. Bases 343 to 2676 code for a protein of 777 amino acids. NCBI's taxonomy places the organism in Eukaryota, Viridiplantae, Streptophyta, Magnoliopsida, Sapindales, Anacardiaceae. The record is from RefSeq and is a predicted model, not a curated record.
ACUUUCUCGCUCUUUCCCAGAAAAAUAACAAUUUUCCCUCAACAGAAAAGUGAUUUUCCUACGACAAGAUUCCUCAUUUUCCCAAUUAUCCAAGAUACCUCUCCAAAGACUUCUCUUGGAGAUUCAUAAACAGGGUUUUGAGAAUUUUGCCUAUAAAGUGACUAACCCUUAAGCCCUGUCUUUCUUCAUCUUUGUAUCAGCCUUUGAAAAACAGGGCCUUUUUUUAAGAGAAAGUAGUUCCUUUGAUCACUAACAUCAUUUUCUUGGCAUUCAAGAAACGGGUUUUCAAGAUUUUCCCUGGAAAGUGACUAUAGAUAAUCUUCUUACUCGAAGUAGCCAACAAUGUGGACCCACAUUGAUAAGAAGUUCUCGACACCGCCUCCAACUUUGAGGAAGCAAAGACCGCCGCCAUCUCCGUUGUCGGAAAGGAAGAAACUGUCACCGAUGAAGGCCAAAGAUGAUCUCUUUCGUGUAAUUCACAAAGUGCCUGCUGGUGAUUCUCCUUAUGGGAAGGCUAAACAUAUUCAGUUGGUAGACAAAGAUCCAAGCAGGGCAGUUUCAAUGUUCUGGGCUGCAAUUAAUGCUGGGGAUCGAGUUGACAGUGCUUUGAAAGACAUGGCAGUUGUGAUGAAACAAUUGAAUCGAUCGGAUGAGGCAAUCGAAGCGAUCAAAUCUUUUCGUCAUCUCUGCCCUUACGAUUCUCAGGAGUCUCUUGACAAUAUUCUUAUCGAACUUUACAAAAGGUCUGGCAGAAUUGCAGAAGAGAUAGAAAUGCUUCAGUUCAAACUGAAAAAGAUUGAAGAAUGUAUAGCUUUUGGUGCAGCAAAGACAAAGUUGGCAAGGUCACAAGGGAAGAAAAUUCAAAUAACUGUAGCACAAGAGAGAUCAAGAAUUCUAGGAAACUUGGCUUGGGCUUAUUUGCAGCAAAAUGACUAUGAAAUUGCUGAACAGCAUUACAGGAAAGCUCUGUCCCUUGAGGCAGACAAGAACAAGCAGUGCAAUCUCGCAAUCUGCUUGAUGCAUAUGAACAGGAUGACUGAAGCAAAAUCUCUGCUUCAAGCAGUAAAAGCAUCAGCUGGAAAUAAGCAAAUGGAUGAAUCCUAUGCUAAAUCUUUUGAUCGUGCUGUUCAUAUGCUGACUGAGUUAGAGUCAUUAUCAGUGGUAGAAAGAAGUGAGAAGCAGCAUAAAAAUGACAAUGAGGAAAACCAAAGACCUUUUGGAUUGCCUGCUGACAGAGACUUGAAUUUAGUUGAUGGCUUAAACUAUGGUGGUCCAAAUCCUGUAUCUAAUAUCAACACCUCUAGAAGCAUGGCAGAUGAACAUGAUGAAGUGGUGCCAUUAAAUGAACAAGAUAGAACAUCUUACUGUCAAAAUCUCCACAAGAAUAUGAACAGAGUCUUUGGAUAUGACAAAGGGAGUUCAAAAUGCAUGCCAUCUGGAUCAGCAGCAACUUCACAAUUUUCUCCACACUCUAUGUUUGUUAAUAAUUGGAGGAAAGGUUCCUAUCUUCAAAACCAAAGUGGAAAGUCUGGCUUUUCUGGUACUAUGAAGGAACAUUGGGUUCGUUCAGCUGGAAUAGGAGUAAGCUGUGUACAGCAAGAGACAUAUGCUUCCCCAUCAACUGUUAAAAGCAGUUCUGAAUUCCCAUUUACACAAACACGGAGACCUUUGUGGGGACUUGCUGACGGGGAACAGAAAAUCAAUAGAUGGGGAAAUAGUUAUGUGUCAUCUGACCAAACUAAACUCACAGAUAAUGUGGUUCUAUUUACACAACCAAAAAUAUCAUCUUCAGACUUGGCAGAGCAGAGAAGGGGAAAAUGGGGAGAGAAAGCAGUUGGCAGUUCUGUUCGCAAACUAUUGUUUGAGCAAGCUAUAACCACCGAAAAUGUACUCCAGAAUGCUAACGGAGAACUAUUGGUUUCAACAAAUGAUAAAUCACUUAAAGAAUCUGAAAGUGCUUCCACUUCACCUACUGGUGAAGACUGGAGAAGGAAAUCUCUGAAAGGUUUUGCUCAGUUGAAAAAUGAAGCAGCAGUAGAAUCUCCUUCUCAACCAAAGCCUUCUUACUGGGGAAAUGAUGGGUUUGCUCAAACAAAAGAUGAUACUGUGGGCAGAAGCUGGACAACAAGUACUUGGCAAAACAAUGAUGAUAAUACAACUUUCGUUGGUGAUGAGACCUCUGAAAUGUCUUAUGCCCUUCAUCCAUUCAUUGCAGAACCAAAGUCAACCCAGGAUUGCAUUGCAGCUCAAGGUAAAAGGAGUUGGGCUGAUAUGGUUGAAGAAGAGGAAGAGGAAGAAGAAGAGUCAUUAUCUGAUAGAAUUUCAAGAGUAGGUUUGGAUGGUUGGAAUACAGGAGAAGAACAUAACGACGAAAAUAUUAACUCAAAUGUAAUUUAUCCAAGUGCUUGUCCACAGACUCAGAACAUAAGCCAAAAACUCAAAGACUCCAUGGAUUUCCAGAAGGGAAAUGGUACAUCCAGAAGUGCUGUUGUUUCGUCACAGAAUCAAACAUUGCAACAUUCUUUGUGUUUUGGUCAGUACCAGAGGCCAAACAUGGGCUUGAACUCUGUGCCACUGAAGGAUAAUGAUUUUUUUUCCAGGAAGAACUUUAAUAUUAAGACAAGAAGCAGAUUGCAGGUUUUCCAGGACAUAACGCCUUUUCCUGACAGUCCAUGAGCUCAAGCAGAAGUAGUUCAUUCUGGAGCUUUUAUUUGAAUUUGAGUUUGAUGUAGAGUGUCAUAUAUUCUUUACUUUCUUUCACACAUGUUCAGAAGUUCAUUGUCUUUCUGCUGCGUAUAACAUUGCAUAUCUGUAUAUAACAUAUAGAACAGUGUUGUGAAAUAUGAUUGAAGAAAUAUACAAUUUUGUUUCA